UCAUUCCCAUCCUUGCUAUUCCCUGCCUUUCCCUGCCCGCGGGGCCGCGCGGGGUGAGCGCCUCUCCUGCUCCGCGGCCGCGUCCUCCGCCACGUCGAUUGGCAAAGAAAACUCAUGUUACAGGAUCCUGUCAAGUGAAGUACCUUGAUGUCCUGCAUGUUAGCUGACUGAAUCUCUGCCAGGCUUGGUCAUGCAACACCACUCCUGUUUCCUGAUAAACUGUAGUCCUACUGCAUCCAGGCUUUUAUUGGCUUUUGCUUCCCCUAAAGGCACAAUAAUUCCUGGCAGCAAGAAAACAGUUACAAGUGUUUGCAUGCUGUUCUUCAUUGGGACCUGAGAGAAGAAGAGCAAAGUACCUUUUCCAAAGAAGGAGCCUCUCUGAAUUUGGGAAUGGUCUGUACUCUCCUGCCUCUGCGUCCAUGCUUGUUUGUGGUAUAUUGCAGUGGAUCUGAAGUUGAUAUAAGAAAGAAUUGCUUCUGGGAAGAGAAACCUCCCUGUAAGGCCAGCCCUGAAGAUGUGGACUGCCAUUGUAUUCUUCCUGCUGAUUUCCUUCUCUAUAUGUGAACACGGGUUUUCUGUCCUAAAGGGGAGAGGAGUCCAUGUAGUGCAAAUAAACAGGCUUACAACUGAAAAACAAUGCAGGGAGGCUUGUCAAAGCCCAGGUGCUUCAGGAAACCGUCACUGUAAUUGGUCUAUGCCCUACCAGAACCACUGCAUCUUCUUGCAGUGUCACCAGCUGAGUGUGUGCCAAAAUGCUGGAGAACAAGACAUCAAAGAUCUACUUGGAGAAAUUGUCAGCAGGAAAUGGGAAACAGUCCUGUUUCCCCACCAAAGCUAUCCACAGAAGAAGGAGAGGAUGCUGAAUGCACAGGUUGACCAACGCAGUGUGGAAAACCUGUUUUCCUCAACUGCUCAAACUCACAAAAUUCAUUUGAGGCAUUUGCUUGGGUUUGAGAAUGAAAAUGUCACAGCAAAUACAAGCAAAUCAAUUGCAAGCAGUGCUACCACUCCUACUGCCCCAGCUGUAACAACAAACAUUACAAAUGGAAGUGUCUUCAUUACCACUUAUGAAACAACUGCCAAAGCUUCAAAUGCCCCUGGAGGUUCUGAUAGCAUUGCUAAAACCAUGCAAUCCACUGCCUUUUCUCCCACUUCUGGUAACAUCUUUUCUUCCACUUCCAGCCAUGUCACCCAGAUUGUGGUCACCAGCCAAAAAUCAGGAAAUAGUAGCUCUGUCUCAGUAUUGUCCCCCACUUCUACUUCUGCUCCCCUCACUGUUACUUCUAAGGCAGGUACUCAAACAGAGCAGUCUAACCCAGCUACCACCACCACCACCACCACCAGUGCUCCCCAUUCUAACAGCCCCACCACUGCUGGAGCUGACCUGAAGACACUGGCCACAACAUUGACCACCCUCAUCCCACAGGAUGCAAAAACAUCUUCCACUGCUACCAGUCAUGCCACGACACUCAAACCCUUGGAGAGUUCUCACUCUGCGAAUCCACUGCAUGUCAGCACACUGCCAGCUCUAAAGCCAGAAGCAAGUACAAACACAGGAUCCUUGAGUGAAUCAACUUCUCUUCUGGGCUCCACAAGAGGUGCCAUGGUUUUAACUACAGCCUCUACAGUAGAAACUACGACUGGGCACGGGAUAAAGUCAACAUUUGACAUCUUUUCAACAACCAUGGCUCCAACAGAUGCACCCAAAACGACAGCUUUGGACCUCACAGAAACUCAGGACAAAGACAAUGAGUACCUUCUCAUUGCUGCCGAGCCUCUGACUCAGUACUUGGUGGAUAAAAGUUCACUUCUUGCAGUGCUUUUAGUUGGUACGGUUUUCUUCAUAACUGUUAUAGUUCUUUUCCUCAUGCAGGCCUAUGAGAGCUACAAGAAGAAAGAUUACACACAAGUGGAUUACCUGAUCAAUGGAAUGUAUGUGGACUCAGAGAUGUGAAGGGGUGGGAAUAAUACAGUAGGCAGAGAGGUGGAAAGGAGUUUCAAAGUCUGCCUGACUUGUUUUUCCUUCCUAUUUGCCUAUAACACAAACUGAAAGUGCUUCCAAAUUUACUUCUAGUGCAAUUGAGGAGAAAUGCCAUGUACUGUAUUAAGAAGAAAAAAAAUAAUUUUUUAUUUAACUGUGCAACAAGUUGCUGUAAAAACGUAAAAAGAGGAAUAAUUUUUAACAUUUUCAUAAUGCACAAUAGCUUUGGCCAUUAUUUUUCAUUGCAAAACAAACCUAACAAGGGGUAAGCUACCACCCUCUGAAAAUGCUGUAGCGCUUCUUCAACUGUGCAAGUUGAAGUUACACUGCAAGUUCCUCGUGUUCCAUUUGUUUCACAUGUGCUCCUUGGAAAACAGAGCAAAGGAUGCUGUCACCUUUUGUGAAAUGCUCCCAAACAGCCGGAUGAGAAGUCUGGAGUAUUGUUGUAACAGGGAACUUUUAAUCCAGUGUGUGUCAUAUUUCAGUAUGCUUCUUGCUUGUAAAGAGGUCUGUUUACAAGGUAUUGUAAACCCUGUUUACUGCUAACCUAAGAUCUCUUUUCACCACGGAGUGGAUUACUGUGCCUCUGCACUUAAAUGAUCUUAUUUUUGUAUUCAGUUAAUAAACGGGACCCUGGAAGGGCAUAU
Pipra filicauda (Wire-tailed manakin) is the source of this 2628-nucleotide messenger RNA. RefSeq lists its product as uncharacterized. Bases 515 to 1954 code for a protein of 479 amino acids. The transcript has 7 exons. The record is from RefSeq and is a predicted model, not a curated record. Lineage: Eukaryota; Metazoa; Chordata; Aves; Passeriformes; Pipridae.